Molecule: messenger RNA, 1170 nt
Organism: Penicillium bovifimosum
Lineage: Eukaryota; Fungi; Ascomycota; Eurotiomycetes; Eurotiales; Aspergillaceae
Exons: 4
Coding region: 1-1170 (389 amino acids)
Biological process (GO): protein dephosphorylation
Cellular component (GO): cytoplasm; nucleus; protein phosphatase 4 complex
Molecular function (GO): protein phosphatase regulator activity
Source: RefSeq, a predicted model, not a curated record
AUGGACAUCGCUAAUACUAAGAUUAUAGACGAGGAAGCUCUCCAAAUAGCCGCCAAUGGCGGCCCAAUAGAUCCGGAGAGAUGGAAUGGCAUGGCUGCGCCACUGAUUGAGCGACUAGAAUACAUCGUCUACAAUGUGUUCCCAAUGCCUCAAGUGCGCCCCGAGCAUAUCGGCCAGCAACCGUUUCCCAGUCAUCCUCCCCAGACAAACACCGCUCCAUCCGGGAGCAGCAAUAACUCCUCGUCCGACCUUAUGCCUCCACCGAUACCCAGCUCUUCCCUGUCGAGCGAACGAGUGCCAGACUCCCAGCCCCAGUCAUCUGGCGCGAGUGCAGAUAGCCAGCUUCCACCGGCGCUCGCAUUCCUUUUGAGCGCCAUUCGUUCUUCGAUUAAUUCCUUUUUCAAGGAGAAACCCCCACAUACUAUCCAGAGACUCGCAGAGCUGAUUCUCUACCCCACCAAGCAUUACAGGACAUUACCCGCGUAUCUACGAGCUGUCGAUCGCGUUGUCUCUGUAACAAGCUCUGCGGAUAUCUUCCCGUUCAAAACGCCUGCUUCAGACCCCCUAUCUAACGGCCUGCAUCCUGGCAACGGUGGGGCUUAUGUGACUCCGGACUAUGCCCACUGUUUCGGGAGUGAUGAGUCUUUGGGUGGUGCACUACUUACUCCUAUCCCGUGGCUAAUCAAUGUCCCAUUCGACGGCGAUGAUGCGAACGGAGAUUCUGACGUUCUAGCCGAAGGCCCGGGCGAAACUCUACCCAUACAACCCCAAGAGCAAUCAGGCCUAGCGAUCCAGCCACUACCCGAGACUGAAGAAGGCAUGUCUACAGCCUCACCAGAGCCAUCUGACGAGGUCCCUCACGCGCGUGGUCCAAUCCGCCUCGGGGUGGAAGACAUGGGUCUGCAAGACGGAAAGGGCGUAGAGAUGGAUCUUGGCGCAGAUGGUGCCAAUGACGUCCCGGCUGCAGUCGCCGCCACUGCGGCAACAGAGCAAGAGGAAACGAAGGAGGAGUCAACCCCCGGCAAAGAUGGUGAUAUCGUGUCCGAGAACAAACCGAAUGAAGGCGAGGAAGCUAAGAAUGAGGGGGCUUCUACGGAGACCGGAGCGGGCAAUGCAGAGUCUGAAUCGACUGCUGAUUUAUCCCAAGCGUCGGAUGCCGGAAAUGCAUAA